AAAAGCAAGAAAUCUUCUCCCAUUCUUGACGAUCGUCUUGAUUUUGUAAUUUUUUCCCAGUGAAUCACUAGGCUGGUCAAUCUUCACCUUUCUUUGCACUUCUUAAGCUGCCGAGAUGGUGACAGAAGCUUCAGACAAACAAGAUGAAAUUCUAAUCAUUACAUUGCUGUUCUCUGGGGUUGCGUGUGUGGCGGUUGCUUUACGAUGCUAUGUUCGAACUAGGUUGCUGAAGGCAUUUGGUGCUGAUGAUGCCAUUGCAGUUUGCUCUUUGUUUCUUUUGUGCGUUGGAGUUGUUUUUACCAUGUUGGGAAUUAAUUCGGGGUUUGGACAACACAUCGAUAGCAUGACCAUGGAGCAUUACUUGCGCGGAUUAAAAUGGUGGUGUUAUUCGGAAAUCAUAUACCCUCCUACUAUAGCUGUUAUCAAGACAUCCAUCGCUCUUUAUCUCGUCCGCAUCGCCGUGAAGCCAGUUCAUAUAUACACCAUCUAUAUCUCCAUGACAAUCUUCCUCUUGUACACCACAGUUUUUUUCAUUUUCUUGUUACUUCAAUGUAGACCGAUCUCAUUCUACUGGAGGCGAUUUGAAGGAGCAACCGAUGGGCAUUGUUUAGAGGGCUCUACGAUAGCAGCUAUGGCAUAUGGCCAUGGAGUCGUGAACGUCUUGACAGAUCUUACUCUGGGGAUAAUUCCGGCGUUUAUUGUGGCGGAUCUUCAAAUCACAACAAGAACAAAAGCAGCGGUCGCAAUGACUUUAGCAUUGGGCUCCAUUGCUAGCGUGUGCACCCUCACAAGAAUCGCAUACAUUAACGAUCUCUUGCAUACCAGCGAUUAUCUCUAUUCAAUAGCUGAUGUUGUUAUCCUCUCAAUUGUCGAAGCAGCUGUCGGGCUCAUAGCCUGUUGCUUAGCGACACUCAAGCCUCUUAUCCGCUCAUUCCUUGACUGGUCGGAGAAAUCGAUCGGAUCAUCUGGAGGCCUUCACACGCGCAUGAUGGAUGGAAUGCACCGAAGGCGAACAAAAAUGUACGACACGGAACUAAGUCUCAGGCCCGAUCUCGCCAUUGUCGGAUUCACGACGACAGUAAUAUCGAGCAACGGACGAGAAUCACCACCUCUACAUCCGAGUAUAAGUCAAACCAUGGAUGUCAAGAGUGACGUGUGGCUUAGUCCGAGGUCUCAUGGAAGUCAAAAGUCACACAGGAGGUUAGAAAGUGGGAAUGGGGUCCAAGCCGCGGUGCCGGCUUGCCAAAUAAAGUAGAGACUAAUGGACGUGUAUGAUACCACUUUUUCACAUGAUA
Messenger RNA from Botrytis sinoallii, 1295 nucleotides. RefSeq lists its product as uncharacterized. Bases 116 to 1255 code for a protein of 379 amino acids. The transcript has 5 exons. The record is from RefSeq and is a predicted model, not a curated record. NCBI's taxonomy places the organism in Eukaryota, Fungi, Ascomycota, Leotiomycetes, Helotiales, Sclerotiniaceae.